Molecule: messenger RNA, 867 nt
Organism: Cyclocybe aegerita
Lineage: Eukaryota; Fungi; Basidiomycota; Agaricomycetes; Agaricales; Hemipholiotaceae
Source: the annotation of a GenBank genome assembly
AAUGGACGAUAGUGAAAAGGCACCCGACACCACUGAUGGUAUAACGAGCGCCACACAAGGUGUCAAUGUGGCGCAUCCAAGCAGUGGAGAUCGGAUUGUCGUCGCUGGAAAUGUGGUCCUCCCCAAUCCCUACUGUUAUGGGAUGCAGGAACUGCCCAACGCGGCGAAUGAGCGAACGCGCGUGGCUGGGGUCCUGACGAGACGAACGAAAUCCAAUCGAAAUUCGGACGGCCUGCCGAAAGUCAAUACCUCCCAGCCUGAUUCCAUGGGUGAAGAUGUCCCUCUCUUUGUCCACCUCUCCCAAGGGCUCGCGUAUACUAUCGGCUCAGCGUUGGGAACGAAAGCACCUUCCGUCGAGACCUGCCUCGCGGCCUUCAUCGUUCCAAAUAGCAACGGCCUGACCGCCGGCUCGCGCGCAUGGUCGAAGCACGCCCACCGCUCGCAGCCUCUUCCACUACUUCCACCCGGCCACGACACGCAAGAAGGCCACAAUUCACCGAUCUCAAAAGAGAAACUAAAGCAAAAGAAAGCCGCGGAGGCCAAAGGUUGGUGGGGAAUCGCCUCCGGCCCGGUGGGCGUGAUCAACGAAAAGGCGCUCGCGCUGUUCUGGAGGGUGAUGAACGGCGCCAGCUGGCGGAACCUGCAUUGGCUGCCGCACCAGGUGCUGGUGUAUGAGGUUAGAGUGCCAGAGGGGUAUGGGAUACGGUGGUCGCAGGAUCAGGGCGAUCGGAAGGGGUCCGAGGGAGGGAAGGAGGAGAGGAAGGAGGAGAGGAAGGAGGACUGCCCGUGGAUGUUUAGGGGUUUCCUGGAGCCAACGAUGGAGGACGGGCAUGAGAUGAGGUGGAGACACCCGGUUUCCCCUUCGUA